Nelumbo nucifera (sacred lotus) is the source of this 2481-nucleotide messenger RNA. It is a transcript of the gene ALE1, whose product is annotated as PA-domain containing subtilase family protein. Gene Ontology annotation, molecular function: serine-type endopeptidase activity. NCBI's taxonomy places the organism in Eukaryota, Viridiplantae, Streptophyta, Magnoliopsida, Proteales, Nelumbonaceae. The record is from RefSeq and is a predicted model, not a curated record. Gene Ontology annotation, biological process: proteolysis.
AUGGCAAGCACUGCAACUAUCUUAGUUUCAUGGAGGCAUGUGGUUGUUCUUUUUCUCCCCAUGAUUCUCAUCCUGGGUUUAGCAGCAGAAGAGCCAGCAAUAUACCUAGUCUUAAUGGAAGGAGACCCUGUUGCCUUCCACCAAGGUUCGUCACCUGAUCACCUCCAUGGAAAGAAACUGGACCCAGACAGUGAAGCUUUCAAGGCUCAUGCAAAGCACUUGGUAGAUUCGCAUGACCAACUUCUACAGGCCACUCUGGAGGUCGGGAGCUAUAGAAAGCUUUACAGCUUCAAACAUAUUGUUAAUGGCUUUGCUGUUCACACCAGUCCUUCUCAGGCUAAGAAGCUCAAAAUGACUCCGGGAGUGAAGUUGGUGGAGAAGGAUAGAGGUGCCCAAUUGAUGACAACUUACACUCCUGAGUUCCUUUCAUUACCUGAACGAGUAUGGACUCAAGAAGGAGGAGAGCGAAAUGCCGGAGAAGGCAUAGUUAUUGGAGUUGUUGAUACUGGCAUCGACCCAACCCACCCCAGCUUCGCCUAUGAUCCCUUAAAUCCAUUCACCACGAAACCUUCUCGAUUUAAGGGUGCUUGCGAGACGGGUCCUCAUUUUCCUGAGAGUGCAUGCAAUGGUAAGAUCAUCUCAGCAAGGUACUUCUCAGCUGGAGCUCAAACAACCGCGCCUCUCAACGCUUCGAUAGACUUCCUCUCACCCACGGAUGCAGUUGGUCAUGGGAGCCAUGUUGCCUCGAUUGCUGCCGGAAAUUUUGGAGUCCCAGUAGUCGUGAAUGGCUUCUUUUACGGCCGUGCCAGUGGAAUGGCGCCACGAGCCAGAAUUGCUGUAUACAAGGCAAUUUUUCCUAGCGUCGGAACUCUAGCAGACGUGGUUUGUGCAAUUGAUCAAGCAGUUCUAGAUGGAGUGGAUGUUUUAGUACUUUCAGUUGGACCAGAUGACCCUCCUGAAGAUACACUCACUUUCCUGAAUGUAUUCGACAUUUUCAUGUUAUUCGCACGACGAGCUGGAGUUUUCGUGGUGCAAGCUGCAGGGAAUAAGGGGCCGAGUCCAUCCACCGUUGUGUCCUACAGUCCUUGGGCAAUGGGUGUAGCUGCCUGCACCACUGACAGAAGUUUUCCUGGCACCCUUGUUCUAGGUGAUGGUCGAAGGAUCGGAGGCGUUGGGUUAUCAGGACCCUCUUUUGGAGGUGGGAUUUUUCUAUAUAAGCUGGUCUUGGCAAAGGAUGCAAUGAAGGCAAAUAGAACCUUCCCAAUGACCCCAGAAUAUAUUGAGGAGUGUCAGCAUCCAGAGGCAUUUGACCGGACGGUUGUGCAGGGCAGAAUUGUUAUCUGCACCUUCUCAGCAGGCUUCGCCAAUGCAACGUCGACUAUCACCGCCAUCAUUGACACUGCAAGGGUGCUAGGAUUAGCGGGUUUUGUUUUUGUAGCCAACCCAGAUUAUGGAGAUUUCGUUGCACAGCCCCUUCCCUUCUCUGUGCCGGGCAUCGUCAUCCCCAAAAUAGCUGAUACACAGAUCCUCCUGGACUACUACCAACGGACAACAAAGAGGGAUCAGUGUGGACUUGUCACUGAAUUUGGUGGAAACGCAGCCAUUAGAGAGGGAAGAAUUGCUUCUUACCAAGGGCGGGCACCCAUUGUUAGCUUAUUCUCAUCAAGAGGACCUGACAUCGUUGACAAAAGUGGGAACCUAACAGAUGUACUCAAGCCUGAUAUUCUCGCCCCUGGAGAUCUCGUAUGGGCAGCUUGGAGCCCUGUCAGCGCCUUGGAUCCCAUUCUUACAGGAUACAAUUUUGCGCUGUUGUCUGGGACUAGCAUGUCAACUCCACAUGUAGGGGGCAUUGCAGCACUCAUCAAGCAAAGCAAUCCUUCAUGGACACCGGAUAUGAUUGCUUCCGCUAUCUCCACUACUGCGUCCAAGAAUGACAACCAAGGGAAACCCAUCUUGGCACAAGGACCGGAUAUCAAUGGAUUAUAUCCCUCCACUCCUUUCGAUUUUGGCCCAGGUCUCAUCAACCCAGCGCGUGCACUGGAUCCAGGCCUUGUCUUCCCAUCAGGUUUUGAAGACUAUAUCGGUUUCUUAUGCUCCUUGCCCAAUAUUGAUCCUGCUACUGUCAAAGCUGCUACUGGAGUAUCAUGCAAUCACUCACUUGCCAAGCCAUCUGAUCUCAAUCUCCCCUCAAUAACCAUAUCGGCAUUGGUCAGAUACCAGUCAGUGCAACGAAGUGUCAAGAAUGUGGCAAGCAAGACAGAGACAUACUUGUGCUCAGUGAGACCGCCGAAAGGGGUUCUGGUCCAUAUAAACCCACCUUUGUUCACCAUAGCUCCACAGGGAACCCAAGAUUUGGAAAUCGGGAUCAGUGUGGUCCAAGCCCUCAAAACUUUCAGCUUUGGCGAGAUUGUUCUCACGGGAAAUUUAGAUCACAUAGUGAGAAUACCCUUAUCAGUUUUUCCCGUUUCAACAUCUUUGUAA